Fonsecaea erecta is the source of this 414-nucleotide messenger RNA. RefSeq lists its product as hypothetical. The transcript has 3 exons. The coding region runs from base 1 to 414 and encodes 137 amino acids. Lineage: Eukaryota; Fungi; Ascomycota; Eurotiomycetes; Chaetothyriales; Herpotrichiellaceae. The record is from RefSeq and is a predicted model, not a curated record.
AUGACCAACCAAGCUGUUACGUAUGGCCGUGGUGGCGCCGGCAACGUCACCACCAGAAGUAGCCAGUCGCCUUCAUUCGAGCCUCAGACCACUCCGUCGUUGAAAUCCAAGACGUAUACCACGGGCCGAGGCGGAACUGGCAACAUGGCCAAGAAUGACCCUGACCACCCAGAGGAAGCUCGCCGUGCCCAGGAUGUCGAUGUCCCCGUAAUUACAAUUCCGGAGGGUGUCCACCACACCGGUAGAGGUGGUGCUGCCAAUCUAUACAAACCCACUGAUGAUGAACUGCGCGAGGCUCGGGCACACAAUGAAAAGGUUCGAUCCGAAUCGUUCAACAAAGAACGAAGCACUAUCCGGUCACUAGCAGACAAGACAAAGGAGACCUUGACGGGCAAGCAUACCGGCGACAAGUGA